CUCUGAAGUUUCUCUCUGUGGCAGUCAUAGUAGUAAUACUGCACCGCUAUUAGUUUUUAUAAUGUAUAUGUAUUCUUCUCUGUUGUGAUGCAUAAUAUCAUGAGGCACGUGUCAAUACAUUUUCUCUGAAGCCAAAGUAUGAUACCAUCCGUGAAACCGAAAACUCCAGGAAAGUUUUCAGUUGGCCCACUGUACAGCGACGUUGUCAAAACAUUUUCCCGGGAAGAAGUUGCUGCUGCUUUACCUGAAAGCCUAACAUUUAAGUUACCAGAGGUCGUCUCCCUUAUUAGACAUUCUCUGACGUUACCAUCUGCUCAAUGAUGGUCUUUGUAAGUAGACAAACCAGCCUUGGCGAUAACUAAUGUUAUGGAGACGGAGGUUGGCACUGAAGAUGAACCGCCUUCGUUACUCUGGGGUCUGGAUCCAGUGUUCGCCGCUUUUGCUAGAUUGUACAUCAAAGACAUUCUGCGCAUGAGGGAAUCUCGACAGGUCCCAGGCGUUUACUUCUUCAAAUCCCAUCCGAUAUUCCAAGUCGACAUUCUUGGGACUGUGGUGUUUAAACGUGAGCGGGAAGACUUCUACAGUUAUGGAGUGGACGAUGGCACAGGGGUAAUUAAUUGUCUUUGCUGGAAGUCAGAAAAGUGGAAGGAGCCAGAUGAAGCCAUGAGAGCAGGGGGCAGAGCAGGUAGCAGCUCAUCUGUGGCGGGCCCCUCUGGGGGCUUCAACGUGGAGGAGCAGCUGAGGCGGCUGCAGCAGACCCAGCGAGGCCUCUCCUCACUGGACAUCGGAGACCUGCUGCGGGUGCGCGGCUCCGUCAAGACCUCCAGGGGCCAGAGGGAGAUCAUGUCGUCCAGCUUCUAUAAGGUGAGUGACCCAGUGAUGGCGGUGCAGAUCUCUUGGAUGCAGGAGCUUCCCAAGCUCUACCGGAGAAGCUACCACCAACCCUUCCCUCUGGAGAGUGGGGAGCCAGGUGCCGGCAGUGCAAUUGCAGGUGGCCAGACAUCCUUCGCCUCACUUCUUGGCGGAGCCACUCAGGCGCUCCGGGACUUCCUGCGGGAGAAGGUAGUGAAGCGGUUCCGGCCGUGCGAUGUGGAGCACCUGCUGCUGCCCCUCGCUCCCCAGCUCCCCCCCCAGACAGACAGACAACAGGCCUCAGCAGCAGGGCCUUCGGUUCCCUCCCAUGUGCGCCACCUCCUCAGCGAGACGCUCCGGCUCCUGCAGCAGGACGGGACCCUGUUCCGCCGGGUCCUCUCUCAGGAUGAGCUGUACCACGUGACGACGCAAGACAAAGACCUUUUGAUGGCCAUCAGAGAUGUCAUCCAAGAAGACUCCAAGCGUGAAAAAUAUGCAGAGAAGGGUUGCCACAUCCUGCACGUUCUGUCCAGCGUGAGGCGCCGCUUCAGCCAGAACCUGAGCCGCCCGGCCCUCGAGGUCGCCCUGCGGUACCUCGAGAGCAACAGUGACAUCAUCAGCACCAGUGACUGCCACUACACCGUCAUCUGACCUGACAUGAACUGACUGGCCGGCAACGGAAUUUUACGGGCAAUAGGCUGAAUCAGUUUCGGCGAAUUUCAUGUUGUGGCAAAGGCAAGGCAGUGACAAACUCUGUGUUUCCUGUUUUGCUUUUCUCUCUCUCCUUCCUCUACUCAACCAGAGAGGUUGUUAUGUUGUCGGAUGCUAUUUUUUAAAAAGAGAAAUUAGGAGAUAACAAUAAUAUUUGUUAUUAUGUAAAUAUCAAAUGUUAUGUAAAUAACAAAUAAUGCAGGAUUCCUCUGGAAGUUGAAUAUGCUCAAAAUCAUGCAGCCACUAUUUUCCAAGUCAUUCUCGAAAACAUGAAACUUUCGUCUUCACUUAAAAGGUGAUGUAAUUAUUUAAUUAAUUAAAACAGGCGAUUUCGUCAUAUGAAAUUGGGCACCGAUUCAGCAGGGUGUCCGACCUGCCACAAGAGGGGGACAUUCAUGCGUAAUACAUGUUGCCAUCUCUGAGAAACAUCUGUAUCAGCUUCACGUUUUCUGUCCCCCUGUCGGCCUCUUGCCAAUGGACAAUCACAGUAGACUACAACUUUGGCAUACAAGAGUGUACAGUGCACAACGAAUACCGAACAAAAUAAAUA
Alosa alosa (allis shad) is the source of this 2113-nucleotide messenger RNA. RefSeq names its product STN1 subunit of CST complex (gene stn1). Gene Ontology annotation, molecular function: single-stranded telomeric DNA binding. Lineage: Eukaryota; Metazoa; Chordata; Actinopteri; Clupeiformes; Clupeidae. The record is from RefSeq and is a predicted model, not a curated record. Gene Ontology annotation, cellular component: CST complex; DNA replication factor A complex; site of double-strand break. The coding region runs from base 367 to 1503 and encodes 378 amino acids. Gene Ontology annotation, biological process: DNA replication; nucleotide-excision repair; telomere capping. The transcript is spliced from 10 exons.